This is a messenger RNA of Erigeron canadensis, 1877 nucleotides long. Its product is annotated as protein DETOXIFICATION 30-like. The coding region runs from base 114 to 1610 and encodes 498 amino acids. NCBI's taxonomy places the organism in Eukaryota, Viridiplantae, Streptophyta, Magnoliopsida, Asterales, Asteraceae. Gene Ontology annotation, molecular function: antiporter activity; xenobiotic transmembrane transporter activity. Gene Ontology annotation, biological process: xenobiotic detoxification by transmembrane export across the plasma membrane. The transcript is spliced from 8 exons. Gene Ontology annotation, cellular component: vacuolar membrane. The record is from RefSeq and is a predicted model, not a curated record.
UCUAUCACUAGACAAAGCCAUCAUUUCUCAUAAGUCAAAAAAAUACAUAUAACAACUCUUUUGUGUCUAUCAAAAACUACUUUAAACUAAUCAAAGUGAUCAAAAAUUCCAAUAUGGAAAAUGAACCAAAUGCACCACUUUUAGUUUCCAAACCUGUAACAAAUAACAACUCUCAUUUUCGUUCCGGUAUCGAAGAUAUUCCUCAAAUCACCGGAGCGAAAGAGUUUUUCGUUCAGUUCGGUAUCGAGUCUAAAAAGCUAUGGUACCUCGCUGGCCCGGCUAUAUUUACGUCUGUGUGUCGGUACUCCCUUGGUGCCGUGACUCAAACGUUUGCAGGUCAUGUUGGCACUCUUGAUCUUGCUGCUUUCGCUGUUGAAAACUCUGUUAUUGCUGGUUUCUCGUUAGGGAUCAUGCUUGGAAUGGGGAGUGCCUUGGAGACAUUAUGUGGGCAAGCAUAUGGAGCAGGGCAAAUAGAUAUGUUAGGAGUAUACAUGCAAAGAUCAUGGGUUAUACUAUUGGUAACCGGUCUACUUAUGAUGAAUCUUUACAUUUUCGCGACUCCAUUACUCUUGUUAAUUGGUCAAACGGAAGAUAUAGCACACGCUGCAGGGAAAUUGGCAUUAUGGAUGAUACCACAACUUUUUGCUUACGCGUUAAAUUAUCCUAUAGCUAAGUUUCUACAAGCGCAAAGUAAGAUAAUGGUGAUGGCUUUUAUAGCCGGGGCGGCAUUGGUGUUACAUACAUUUUUUAGUUGGUUGUUUAUGUUGAAGUUGGGUUGGGGGUUAGCCGGGGGUGCGGUGGUGCUAAAUUUUUCGUGGUGGUUCAUUGUGGUGGGUCAGUUGAUGUACAUUUUUAGUGGGACUUGUGGGCGAGCAUGGUCCGGGUUUAGUUGGGGUGCAUUUAGUAAUCUGUGGAGCUUCGUCAAGCUAUCUUUUGCUUCGGCUAUAAUGCUUUGCUUGGAAACAUGGUAUUUUAUGGCAUUGGUACUUUUUGCUGGAUAUCUGAAAAAUGCAGAAGUUGCAGUUGAUGCCCUUUCCAUAUGCACUAACAUUGUUGGUUGGGCAGUUAUGAUAGCAAUUGGGUUCAACAUAGCCAUCAGUGUAAGGGUGUCGAAUGAAUUAGGAGCCGGUCACCCAAGGGCUGCAAAAUUUGCAAUCGGUGUGGUGGUAGUUUCAUCAUUUGCAUUCGGUACCUGCCUUGCCAUUCUACUAGUCAUUUUCCGGCAUCAAUAUCCAGCCAUCUUUGCAAAUAGUUUAGAUGUUCAAGAAGCAGUUUAUGCUCUAACUCCAUUGCUAGCAACUUGCCUUAUUAUAAAUAAUAUCCAACCUGCACUCACUGGGGUGGCAAUCGGAGCAGGAUGGCAAGCGUCGAUUGCUAAGAUAAAUAUUGCCUGCUACUACAUCUUUGGUGUACCUUUGGGACUCACUCUUGGAUUCGUAGCAGAUUGGGGCAUCAAGGGUAUAUGGGUCGGCAUGUUGACCGGAACCGUGGUACAAACCAUGAUCUUGUUUUUCAUUUGUUACACAACCAACUGGGACAAAGAGGCCUCCUUAGCUGACAAGAGAAUUAAAGAAUGGUCGGGUCAAAAGAAUGUGGUUGAAGUUCAAUAAAUUAGAUGGGGUAAAAUAGGGAAGUAUUUGUUAAGUGAUUUGUGUAUGAUUCUGCUUUUGGGUGAAUGUAACAUUUGCAAGCAGUUCAUAAUUAGUUUAUAUAUCAUUUGAGUUAAGAGAUGAUUUUCGAGUUUCUGUGCAUUGUUAUAUUAUGUUUGAUCCGAUCAAAUGGAAACGGGAGAAAGGGAAUGGGAAAGACUUUCCUUGUUUGGUUGUACCAAAGAAUGAAAUCGAGAAUUGAGAAGUAAAAAUAAUUUCUAUUCUCUC